AUGGUUGAGUACGGCUGGGCUAGAGCACCGACACGAUUAAUAACACCAUCAUCACUUUCACUAACCGGAAGAGUAAACUUAAGCGGUAAAGAUUCGUGUGGUUGUGGGGACUCACAAGGUAGCGGCAGUAAGAUAAUAUUCAAAACAUACGUACCACCACCAAAAAAAACUCACGAUGAAAAGAAUAUGAGUUUGAAUCGCCCUAUGUCGCCGCAUCUGACGAUAUAUGCACCUACGUUACCAGCCAUGACGUCCAUUGUCCAGCGUAUUACAGGAAUAAUUAUUACUUUUUAUGGGCUGCUACUUGCAUGUGGCAGUCUUUUCCUGUCCAAUGGAGUGGAGACCUAUGUGUCUAUGAUACAAAGUCUAGAUCUUUCUAGACCUCUCAUAUUUAUCAUAAAAAUUAUAUUAGGAGUUCCGUUUGUGUAUCACUAUUUUAACGGAAUACGUUUCUGUAUGUGGAAUGCUGGAAGAUGGCUGGAAAUGAAGGACGUAUACGCCACAGCAAAAAAAAGUUUUGUUGCUACCGCUGUUGUAACGUUAAUUUUUGCUCUUAUUUAA
This is a messenger RNA of Melitaea cinxia (Glanville fritillary), 561 nucleotides long. RefSeq names its product succinate dehydrogenase cytochrome b560 subunit, mitochondrial-like. Lineage: Eukaryota; Metazoa; Arthropoda; Insecta; Lepidoptera; Nymphalidae. Gene Ontology annotation, biological process: tricarboxylic acid cycle; mitochondrial electron transport, succinate to ubiquinone. Gene Ontology annotation, molecular function: electron transfer activity; succinate dehydrogenase activity. Gene Ontology annotation, cellular component: membrane. Bases 1 to 561 code for a protein of 186 amino acids. The transcript is spliced from 3 exons. The record is from RefSeq and is a predicted model, not a curated record.